Messenger RNA from Cephus cinctus (wheat stem sawfly), 1574 nucleotides. It is a transcript of the gene Taf7, whose product is annotated as transcription initiation factor TFIID subunit 7. Gene Ontology annotation, biological process: transcription initiation at RNA polymerase II promoter; RNA polymerase II preinitiation complex assembly. The coding region runs from base 231 to 1445 and encodes 404 amino acids. NCBI's taxonomy places the organism in Eukaryota, Metazoa, Arthropoda, Insecta, Hymenoptera, Cephidae. The transcript is spliced from 7 exons. Gene Ontology annotation, cellular component: transcription factor TFIID complex. Gene Ontology annotation, molecular function: RNA polymerase II general transcription initiation factor activity. The record is from RefSeq and is a predicted model, not a curated record.
UAUUCCAAUAAAAAUAAAUUGGUUUUAUAAUUUUAAAUAUGGUUAAUUUUAUUUCUAAUAGGCGGCGUUACUAUUCCAUGCGAUUCACAUUAUAUCCGGCAGAUGGCGUUACAUCAAAAAACCUAAGUCACUAGCAGCCAACUUAAGUUCGGAGUCGUAUACUGCAGUUUUACCGUAGAAAACAGGCUUUUUGAUAUUUCGUUCGUUACUUUUCGUGAAUCAACUGAAAAAUGCAUAGGCAUAAUAAUAAUACGGAUUUUAAAAAUCGAGAAGAACAGCCAGCUGAAUUGGAGAGCCAGCUUAUUUUGAGACUACCACCGGAACCAUCCAGAAUUUUAAGAGAAACAUUACGUUCUGGUUUACCUCUUAAGGAUCGUUUGAGCAUUAAGCUAGAAAAUGACAUGAGGUAUGGAGAAGUGAGAUUUGACCAUUGGCUUCUUCAUGCGAAGGUGGUCGAUCUCCCAACAAUAGUGGAAGCCUUGAAAACAAUUGAUAACAAAAGUUUUUAUAAAACUGCAGACAUUUGCCAGAUGGUAAUAUGUAAAGAAGAGGACGAUCAAACUACCACGGAUGAAGAAUCUCCUGUGAGACAAAAGAAGAAGGACCCCAACAAAGUUGACAAGAAGUUCCUUUGGCCUCAUGGCAUAACUCCUCCAACUAAAAAUGUGAGAAGACGUCGGUUCCGCAAGACAUUGAAAAAGAAGUAUGUUGAAGCACCAGAAAUAGAGAAAGAAGUUAAGCGUCUGCUGAGAGUGGAUAAUGAUGCAGUUAAUGUAAAGUGGGAAGUCAUAUGUGAAGAUGAGGAUCAAACCAAACCAAAUAAAAUUUCUUCGUCUGGUAUAGUAAAAACCAAACGCGAGAAUAUCGAUGGAAGUACAUCACAAAGUGUUGAUGUUGCCGAGCAUGAUAUAUUUGGAGAAGCUGUCAGUGAUAGCGAAGAUGAUGAUGAGGAAGCAAAUAUUAAUGUCAUGGAAUUGGAUGAGAAUAGUCGUUUAUCUGGUGAUAGUCGAGUGUCUGAUUCAAACUCUAUGCAAGUUCGAUAUUCAGAACGAUCGGGCAAUAAUGUUUCUGUGAACAGUGGCCUCAUCACAGAAUUUAGCAAGGAAAUGUUCCAAGGUGAUGGAGAUGGUGAAACAGAUGCUGAUAAAUCUGUUAAUGAUCCAUCGAAGAUACCAAAAAUAGAACAGUUCCAUUCAGAAUAUAUUAUUCCAGACAGUUAUUCAGAAUCACAAUCUAUGUCCAUGCCAAAAGAUUCGUUGCAAGCGCGACUUGAAACAUUACACGCCGAAUUAGCAGAACUACGUCAACGACGACAACAGCAAGAGAUGGAGAUUGCUAAUAUCGAAAAUUUUAAAUUAAGACAACGAUUCCAGGAAAUAUUAGAUAAUUUGGUUAGCCAAGAAAUGCAGAAAGAACAAGAGAUUCAAGAUUUGGAACUGGAAUAAUGAACCUAUGGACUUAAUAAAUAUCAAUAUCUAUAUAUAAAUAUCUUACUACAAUAAACUUACACAUUAACAGUAUAAUUUUAAUCUAAUAAUUGCAAUCAUUUAUAAUAAUUAUAUUCUUCGUUGAAA